Auanema sp. JU1783 is the source of this 1038-nucleotide messenger RNA. The record is from the annotation of a GenBank genome assembly. Lineage: Eukaryota; Metazoa; Nematoda; Chromadorea; Rhabditida; Rhabditidae.
AUGUCAAAUGCUUUGCGAGCUUCUCAUCUGUCUUCACUCACAACAACAACAGCAGAGCAACCUUCUACAUUUGAUAUUAUAUCACAAGAGUCUCUAACCAAAUCACUCAAACCUGCUCUGGGUCAUCUUCUCAAGUUCCUCAGCUUAACUAAACCCCAAAAGUUCCGGACGGCAUAUCGCUAUUAUGAAGAGUUAUAUCUGAUAUUUGAUUUCUUACUUCAAUCUCAUUAUCUACGUCAUUAUGGAGGAACUUUCUCUGAAAACUUCUAUUCAAUGAAGAGAACUGGUGACACUACUCUUCAACCUCCCAGUAGUGGCAUGGCAUUUGCUAAAUCACUGGCAAUUACCUCGUUAUGGCCUUAUUUGAGCGAUAAGCUUGAUGCUAUUCAUAAGCGCUUGAAGGAUGAACUGCAGCUCCCACACUUAUCCACCUCAUCCGAGGCAGUCAAAAAAGCCAAAAAGAUGUUUGUUGCUUUGUGGCCUUGGAUUAAGCGAAUUCUCUCAAUAGCCACAACAAUUAUGCAAAUUUUGUACAUGAUCAACAGGAGUCGUUUCAAUUCUCCUCUUCUGUAUCUCGCAGGUGUUCGUUUGGAGAAACUCACACCUGAAGACAUAGCAAACUUCGAAUCGAUCCCUCUUCAUUUGCAGGGAACGGGUAUCCUUAGUCGUCUGUACCGGUUCAUUCUCAGUUUACCGGGUGUUUUCUCCAGAAUAUUCGGCUAUUGCUUGUUUUUCGUCCAAUUUAUCGACUACAUUUAUAGCGGAGACUUUAAUUCGCAGCUGACGAAGUUAAGUAAGGGGAAUACCCUAAUCCCACCAGCACCUCACGAGAUGUUAAAUUCAGAGUUCGUGCACAGCAUGGAAACGAGCAAGUGUCCUUUGUGCCACAAUAAACGGAUAAACGAUACAGCUCUUUCCGUUUCAGGAUACGUCUUUUGCUAUUCAUGCAUCAGCGAUUAUGUUAAGAAGUAUAAGAGAUGUCCUAUUACCAACAAUCCGACAACUGUGGCAGAUCUUAUUCGUCUGUACACACAAUAA